Labrus bergylta (ballan wrasse) is the source of this 3189-nucleotide messenger RNA. The record is from RefSeq and is a predicted model, not a curated record. Lineage: Eukaryota; Metazoa; Chordata; Actinopteri; Labriformes; Labridae.
CUGGCCACCGACGUGAUUUGGAAAUAGUAUAAUCAGAUAGAAGAGGACAAAGAGUUGCAAUGGACGGUGAUGUUGCGGUUGGUGUGAAGGCAAGCAGUUUUACAUUUUACUUUCACUUAAGAGGCUCAGAUGAGCUCAGCAUGUACAGCAGCAGCCCCAACGCGAUGACAGCGAAUGGCAGUGACAGUAAGAAACAGCGUCUGGAUGAAUCCCCUCCCUCAAGAGUUCUUCACAUCAGGAAACUUCCCAGUGAAGUGUCAGAGACUGAAGUCAUUGCUCUGGGUCUGCCUUUUGGGAAGGUGACCAAUAUACUGAUGCUGAAGGGGAAAAACCAGGCGUUUCUGGAGUUGGGAACAGAGGAAGCUGCCAUGACUAUGGUGAACUACUAUACAGCUGUCACACCACAGGUCAGAAACACUCCUGUCUUCAUCCAGUACUCAAACCACAAGGAGCUGAAAACUGACUCCGCUCUAAACCAGAGGGCCCAGGCAGUAUUACAGGCGGUAUCAGCAGUUCAGGAUGGAAGCUCUCCAUCCUCCGACCCUGGAGUUCUGGACCUAGCUCCGCCUCCAAGCCCUGUUCUGCGAAUUAUCAUUGACAACAUGUUUUAUCCUGUAACUCUUGAUGUGCUGCAACAGAUCUUCAGUAAGUUUGGGACCGUGAUGAAGAUCAUAACCUUCACUAAGAACAACCAGUUUCAGGCUCUCCUGCAGUUCAGCGACCCCGUCAAUGCACAGCAAGCUAAACUGUCUUUGGAUGGACAGAACAUCUAUAACUCAUGUUGCACACUGCGGAUAGACUUUAGUAAACUGGUCAACCUCAACGUCAAGUACAACAACGACAAAAGUAGAGAUUACACCAGGCCUGACCUUCCUACAGGAGAUGGAGAGUCAGCCAACAAGGACCAUUCCUUAUUGGGUACCCCAUCUGGAGCGCUAGCUUCCUACUCUAGUGGAGGAGGUUACUCGUCCUCACUCUCCCUCUCACAGGGUGGAGGAGCCAUCAGUCCUCUGAGCGCUGCAGCAGCAGCAGCAGCAGCUGCAGGCCGCGUGGCUUUAUCUGGAUCUGGAGUGUCAGGAGUCCUGUUGGCAUCCAAUCUGAAUGAAGAGAUGGUCACGCCUCAAAGUCUCUUUACCCUCUUCGGAGUCUAUGGUGAUGUCCAGAGGGUGAAGAUCCUCUACAACAAAAAGGACAGUGCACUGAUUCAGUUGUCUGAUGGAAACCAGGCUCAGCUGGCAAUGAGCCAUCUGAAUGGCCAAAAGGUGUUUGGUAAAGUGAUGAGAGUGACUCUGUCAAAACACCAAACGGUGGCUCUGCCCAGAGAAGGACUGGAUGAUCAGUUACUCACUAAAGACUUUUCUGGUUCUCCGCUCCAUCGUUUUAAGAAACCAGGAUCCAAAAACUUCCAGAAUAUAUUUCCUCCGUCUGCAACACUUCACCUCUCCAAUGUCCGUGAUGGUCUCGGAGAAGAUGAUCUACGUCUCCUGUUCUCCAACGGUGGAGGAAGCGUUAAGGCCUUCAAAUUCUUUCAGGACCGUAAGAUGUCUUUGAUCCAGAUGUCAUCGGUAGAGGAAGCCAUACAGGCUCUAAUGGAGCUUCAUAACUAUGACAUGGGAGGGAAUCACCAUCUGAAAGUUUCCUUUUCAAAGUCCACCAUCUAACCUACUCCUGAACACGAAGAUCUAUGAUGAGCAAGGAAGUCCCUCACAUACUUAGUCUUUUCAGUAUCUUCUGUUAACCUCUUGUGCACUAUUCCAAAACCUUUAAAAAUAAGUAGUAGUUAAACACCAACAUGUGCUUCAACCCCAAAGUUACAAUUCAUGAGUAGCAUUUGAAUAGAUUUUAGUUUAAAGAUUAUGAAAACCCAAAUCAACCUAAUUCUUGACCAGUAGAAGCUGUGUAAAUGUCAGUUGUAUCCUAAAGAGUUAAGAAAUUCCAGCUUUAUGACAUCUCAAAUUGCAACUAAAUAAAUAGUGAACAUCAGCUGAAGAUUUGUCUUCAUGUUAAAUUUGCAACUCUGCAGUGAUUUCUUAAAGUUCUCCAGGGUGAUAUAGCUCACUGUGAUAUUGUUGGUUUUGGUUUCAAGCUGCAGCAGAGCGCCCCUUCGACGUCACUCUACCACAGCGAUCACUGAUGUUGCUCAGCAGUGAAACAGACUUCAAAGAUCAGAGUGUUCAUCUUUACAAAUACGUUCUUGUAAAUUUAGAAACGAAUACAGACCUUUUUAGUUUCAAGUUUACAGGAGUAGAUGAGAAUUGUUAUCAAUAAUCAAAAUGUGAUUCAUGUUCUCUCCUCAAUUUUGAACAGAUCACAAUCUUAUUUUAAGUCCAGAUUUAAAUGUUUUCUGCAGCAUACAGGAUAACUUUGCAUGAAGUUUGAACACCAGAUGUAAUUGAAGUGGUCAGAGGUUUUCAAAAGAAAUGAAUUAAACCACCCUUCAUACAUUUUGGUACAAUGUCAGACAAUACAGCUUUUCUUAACUGGCAUACUGUAGUUUCCCGCUCUUUUUCCCACAGGCUAACACGGUCAGAACAACCGUUUACAGGGUGUGCUUUGACCAUUUUUGAUGCAUUGAGUCACAAUGCUUAUAUGGAAACUGGAAAAAUAAUUUGAGAAGGCUGCUUGUUGAGUACAUUUGGAUACACCAGAAAUAGAUGUUCCUGUUUAAAUUUGAUGCUUUAAUAAUCCGUUGCUAACUUGGUGCGCACACAGCCACAUUAGGUAGAAUGAAUGCUAAUACUGUCUGCAAAGACAAGGUUUCAACAUGUGAUUCUGGUCUUGGUCUCUGAUUUUGGGAGGAGACCUUUUGGACCAAAGUUCAUGUGCCUUUAGCUUGUGGUCUGAUUCAAUCUUUCAUGCCUUGAUACAGUCGUUUAAUUAAGAUGUGAACCCAGCCCAGCUGUCCAAAAAACAUGAGCAGAAGAAAACUGGGUCACUUUCCACUGAGUUUAUCUUCAAACUGUGUUUCCUCAUCUCUGGUUCUUAUUUUAGACUACAAAGGUUUUAUUUAAGGAGAUAGUUGCACAUUUUCUACCUGAGCUUGUUUCUUUUGUGGUAAGAUUUCAUAGUUUCAUGUAUUUUCUAUCAAUGAACCCAAUUGAAAUUACAGUAUGUCUGUGUUCCAACUUACUCCAGGCCUCAUGGCUCAUCUAUAUCCUACCUGUCAAUAAACUUCUCUCUCUCUGUUCA